Dicentrarchus labrax (European seabass) is the source of this 18944-nucleotide messenger RNA. It is a transcript of the gene sipa1l1, whose product is annotated as signal-induced proliferation-associated 1 like 1. Gene Ontology annotation, biological process: activation of GTPase activity; regulation of small GTPase mediated signal transduction. The record is from RefSeq and is a predicted model, not a curated record. Gene Ontology annotation, cellular component: cytoplasm. Gene Ontology annotation, molecular function: GTPase activator activity; protein binding. Lineage: Eukaryota; Metazoa; Chordata; Actinopteri; Moronidae. Bases 9294 to 14870 code for a protein of 1858 amino acids. The transcript is spliced from 27 exons.
GGAGCGAACCGCUGCAACUUUUGGAUGAACUUCUGAUUUGAACAAACCGAGAGGCGGUCGGCACAGUGCGCGGACAACAACAGAUACAAAGGUGAAGAGACCCAAGAGAGGUUUCCCCCCUGCUCCCAACUCUUUACAGCCGGUUUUGGUAUCUCUUACCCGGCCGUGACGGUUGUCUGUAUGCCGGUGACUGACCAGCGAGAGCGCUUAUUUAUUUUUUUCUUCUCGAAAACGCCGCGACAAGGUGGAAAUUAAUAAAGGGUCACCUGAGAGCCUUCAGGCUGUCAUCUGCAGUUCACUGACUCCGACAAGACACCGGGAUCUCUGCUGUCUAUAAGUACAUAAGGCAGCACUCCACUUGUUCAGAUGUUGUCAAGCCAGCAAUGCUGCUCUCCUCCCCUCCCACACACACAGAUACACACAUACUGUAGAUACAGACACUACUAUAUUCACACAAGUAUGAAGGAGAGGGGGAGAAAGACUAGGAAUGAGAGAUAAUGUAGCGAGUGAAAGAAAAACACAUCAGAGAACAGACAGAGAUGGUAAUAGAGAGUGGAAGAAAGGAAUGUAAUGAGAGAGAUGAAAUGGAAGGGGGAAAAAAGUUUUUGACGUUUUAUUGAAAUCUACCCGGGUCCAAAAGUAACAGCAGUGAUCAAUAAAUCAGAAGAUGCCUGAUAAUUUACAACUCUGAAAGUCACUCAGUCUGUUUUAUAAGAAGACGUUACAAUCCAAAUUUAUGAUAUAAAUUUGAGAGAAUUCCAGAAAACACAAUCCAGCAACCUCUUGUACACUCGACACACUCGACACAGUUAGACUCACUUAAAGAGCACUGCAGUAUGAAAUCUUCCAAUCACUCGCAGUUGAAUAGAAACCAGCGCUAGGCAGUGAGUGUUGCUUCAGAUGGCAUGGAGUCAUAGGGACUGAGGCGAAGUGCCAUUGAUAGUCAUGUUCCUCACAGGUUGAAUGUUACUUGAUUUUCAAGAAGGACUUUUAAAGGUCCGUUGUGUAAGACUUAGGGGGAUCUGUUGGUAGGAUAUGGCAGCGAUUGUAUUCAGUUGGUUGCAAUCUGCACAUUCAGAGCUAGAUCCCACUAAAUUCUACACACUGGUCCUUUUUAAAACUUUUUCUAGGAUAAUAUUUUUUUAUGCAUACAAUGGCAUCCAUUGCAUCAAGUGAGCACUGAUUCUCUCGUGUUCUAUGAACAACUUCUUUCACCAAAGUGUAUCACUGAUUAUAUAAGUAUGUAUGAUUUAUAUGUGGAUGUAAAGGAUGUACAGUUGCUACAUCUGUAUUCAGUCUUGUACAAUGCAGGCCCAUUAAAAAUUGUCUGAAUGGAAAACUCUCUAUAAGCAGUGCACUCUGUUUUUUCAGGUUAGUAAAUGCUAGUACUGCACUUUGAGGACUUGCAUCAUUAUGGAUGGUUCCCCCAGUGCUGUCUCUGCCAGCUGUGUUUUUAUGAGUGAGAUGGAAGGAAGGAUGGAUGGAUGGAAAGAAAAGAGAGUGAGGGGAUAGUUGACUUGAUGGACUGACUACUCACUUACUUUCUGUAUCCAUCUCUCUCUUUCCCACUUUCAGUCUCAGCAUCUCAUCUCCUCCCACAUGCUCUCACAUUGAGUGAGGAAUCAAUCCUUCUCACUUCCAUUAUCUCUCCCUAUCCAUCGCUAUCGCUCUCUCUGCCACUUCAUUCUGGCCAUUCUCUUCCAAUCGAAUACACUUGCUGUAGGCACAAAUGAGCGUGUGUCUCUCCAGUCCCACAGCAAUCAUACCACGUCCUCAUUAGGUCUAUUCUUGUGGCCCGCCUUAUCCUGCUUCAUCCCUUUUUCCCCACUAUAAUUGGGCAAAAACUCUGCCUACCUGUCAGCAGGAGCCUUGAUACAAAUGCUGCAAAUUAUUCCUUACUGCCACAGGGUUUAUUAGCAUUGUGUAGGUUAUGACAAUGGCCUCAGAGCAACUAUGGGUCAUUGCUGCCCUGUGUAAAUUUCAGUAAAUGGGUGUAUCCUGGGGAGUCAGAUCUCAUUCAAACCACCACCACCCUUGCUAUCUUAUGAAUAGUGGCUGCAGUGAAGACAGAAAGAGAGAGCCUUGAAAAAUAAAACGUGCAUAGUUUGUUUUCAGGCUUUCUAGGUCAAAGUAGGUGAUUUUAAACUUCAUUAUGGCUACAUUUUUUUCCAUCAUGACUAAUGCUGAACAUAUGAGAGAGUUGCUUACUUGGGGUGGUUCUACAGAUGAUCCUGUGCAGGGCUUUUCUCCAGAAGGUUUUGAGAAUAUUCUGGAUGCACAGGGACACUCAGGAUAUGCAUUUAUUACACAGUAACCCCAGCAUUUAGUUGUUUAUGGCUGAUUCAUGAAAUCAUUGCAAAAACACACUUGUAUUUCCCUAAUGACUCUCAACACUAGAGCUGCACGAUAUGGUUAGAAAAACAUGUUUUCUUCUGGGUAUCUCUGCAGAACUGCGAUAGUUUAUAUUAUAAUGCUGUUGUGUCACAUUUUAACUGUAUCAAAAACUUGCAGCUUCUGCGAUUUGGAUAUUGCACUUGGCCAUAUAUUUUCGUUUUGAUAAUAUUUUGAUUAAUUGUGCAACACUAUUAUUUACUCUCUCCUUUUUAAAAUACAUUUUUAUAUAACCUUUAUUUUGACAGAAAAUCUCAUUGAGACAUGGGGUCUUAUUUUCAUGUUUGAAGUGUGGGCUAUUAGUUGUGUAGUAUCACUGUUGCAUUGUUUGGAGAUACCCCUAAUGUGGUGUGUACAGAUGUUAUACAUCAUUUUGUAAUUCAGUAAUCAAUGAGUGUUGAGCACAAAAGAAGAGCUUCAACCUUUUGGUUCCAUUUGUGCUAUUAUUAGAGCUUGUGAAAUGUGUAUAGGAUCCUUUUUUUUGUAUCUUAAACUGUUAAACCUUCAAGUAAAGCUAACUAAACACACUGAGGAAGUCAGUUAUGCAAAAAUGAGCAGGUAACUGUCUACAGUUACAGCAACUAUCAGGAAUAAAAACAAACGGUGGCAUGGAAAUGUUGGCAGCAGCACAAACGGACAUCCCAAAACCUUGAUUUAACAAUCUCUAUGGAGGCUCUGUACUUAAGCUUCGUCUUGCACUAGUAUAAUUUGCUAAUAGUGUCAGCUGCAGGUAGUCCUAUAAAAUCAGCAGAGCAGUGUUAACACACCCUAACACUUAAGUAGAUAAUGUGUUGUUUCUUGAGCUAUUGCAGAAUCAGUUUGUAAGUGGUUUUGUAUUUUCUUUAAAAUCACCCAGGCUUCAGUCUUGAGUGUGACUGGCUCACGCAUUCUCUGUCUGACCUGUCACUUCCUCAGGGGAAGCAGGAAGUGGCUGAGAUGUGUUUCCUGUUGGAAUGUGAGACUGCUUCCUUAGCUGAAGCAAAGCCUGGCACUGCCCUGUGUUGGAAGGCAACAGCAAAAAACUGGCUUUCCUUACUAUAUAUUCACAGCACAUUACAGCCACAUCCAUUAAGUUUUAACUGUAUAUCCAUAACGUAUUGCAAAGUACAAACAGCCACUUUAACUUUAGUUUAACUUCCCUCUUCUGAUUGAAAAAUGCAUCCAUUUGCAGUCAUAUCUUGUAACAAAUUUUGGUCAAAAGGUGUUUUUCUGUUUAAUGACAAAACUGCUCAUUACAGCCAACAUCUGGUAAGGAGGAGGACAGAAAUGGUGACGUCAUCUGACAAAAUCAAGAUAAAUACAGGUUAAUGACAACAGCUGUGUGAUCAGUCUAUAUCUACAUUUAAAACGAGGGAUCAGAGAAAAUUAGAGAGGACAGAAAGUGUAACUUUGCUGCCAUGCAACCAACUGUGACUGGAAAGGCAACAGGAGGAGGUCAGUUACUCUGCAGGUUUUCAGCCUUUUAAACCUGUUUAAUCCCCUCCUGCUCUCUGUGAUCACCUCUGAUCACCUGUAAUAUUGUUCUCAUUUACAUAUGAUUCUAUUUCUGUUCAGAGAAGGGAACAUGUAUAAAAUAGGGAUUUAAUGUUUGCUUAUAAAUACUAGUCAUUCUCAAGUAGAUUUUAUGAUUGUUAAGGCGAAAUGAACAUAAAUACAGGUAAAUGACAACACCUGGGCUGUGUGAUCAACACACCAAGUUGGUAUUUUUAAGAUUCAUCCACUUUGGAGAUGGCUUGAGAAAAGCUCAGUCUUUGAGUGAGAAAUGCUUGGUAGUAUGGUCAGAGAGCUGAAAUGGAGAGAAAAACAUUUAAGCACUUCUAAUUUGAACCGUCUUAAUGUGGAUGCACUCUUAAGAUUGAGAGCACAGGUGGGAAUCUGUAGAAUUCCUUUGUGGCUUCAUUCACAUUUCACUUCCUUAUUUGUCAUUUUUUAUUUCUCUUAUUUCUCCACUGAGUGGAGUAUCUGUCUGUCUAUCCAGCUCUGUCUUCUUGCAUAGAGUGAGCUGCUCUCAGUUCUCAGUCCUACUCCUCUCCUUACUGCAGUGCUCUUUCUGUUGCCCACGCAGAGCUGCGCCAUUUUGGAAAUCUGCAGCUCUUUUCACAUAGCUGUAAUCCAUUGCUUUUCUCCCUGUGACUAAAUAAGUUACCUGUGCUAUGAGGCAAUAGGCAACAGUACAUCCUCAUUUACUCUGUGGACUUUCAUAUGACUGAAAAUAUACCCUGUGUUACCAGUUAAAAAAGAACUUUGCAGUACAGAAUUGAAACCGAGCUAGUGAGACCAUGCUGAGAUGAACUUGCUGCUGGGAAACAUGUAAUUAUCGUCUAUAUUUCUGUUCUCCAUGCCUUUCUUUCUUCAUUUCUGAACUUUUGUGUACCAGUAUUUUGUGAUGCAUCAAAUGGGUCAUAUAAUUUAAGUACGACAAAGUUCCUGCUUCCCGUUACCAGAAUUUAAUUUACUCUUUAGUUUUGAUGACAGGGCUGGGGUAUGGUUUGCCCUCUCACUUUCUGUAUUCCUCUCAAUUGUGUUUGCUUCUGGUUUUCCUCUCUUUCAAAACGUUCCUUCCUUAAACUCUCUACACUUUAAUUAAUUUACAUUCUCAUCUUACCCUGUGUAUCUCUUCUCCAUCCUCUCUCUCAACACACUCUCCUCAUUCCCUUUCUUUAUCUCUCUACAGUACAUCAGCCCCCAGCCACCAUGCUAAUUACACCGCAGUUCUUUUUCUCUAUUAUUCACCACUCUGUUAGUUCUGUCACCCUCACUGCUGUGUCUGCUUUUGCUACAUCGCCAGCAUUUUGUUGGGGUCUGCAGUGGCUGUUGAAAUGAGGAGGGGGCGUGUACUGGUGCCCAGUUCAACAACAAAUGGCUGUUUAGCGUCAUCUGAUUGGCACAGAUUAGAGGGCUCUUGGUGGUGGUGCGGAGGUGGCUCUUGCAGAGGACCAGGUGGCUUCAAUGCUGCUGUCUGAGUGCAGCUGACGGAGCCAUUUGCCUGGAAUGUCUUUUACUAUUUUUAUGACAUGUUGCUCUGUUAUCUGUGAUUGAAUGGAUUAAGACAGAAAAUGGGUGAAAAUUAAAAUGAAGCCAUAUUUCACCAGAUUAAUGGUUUUAUUUUUAACACUGCCACCUCACUGCUGAGGUCAGUCCAGCUAUCAAACAGAUACAAAAGCACUGACAAGAAGGGGUGGGAGAAGUAAUCACUUUUUAAACACCUUGCAAUUCUCUGUUUAAUAGUUUAGCAUUGAUGCACAAAACACCUUAAUUCAGAGAAUCCCCCAGGGCUAUUUGUAUGUCAGCUGCCGUCUUAAUAGCUCAUCACUUGCCUUUGUCUGGCUGGCUACUUAUAUGUACCUUGGCGAGGGCACAUUUUGUGGAAGAUUUUUUGAGCUUGCAUGAUGAAAAUGAUGUUAAUGUGUGCUAGAAAUUCUGCUUCUGAUCUUGUUUGGUUUUAAUUUAGUCAAAUUGAAUUAACUAACUUGACAGCUACACUGUAUACGAUGCCCAAAAUGCUCAACUUUUGUUUUUUUCAGUAUCUGGUAUCUUUUUGCUAGUCACACACACACACACACACACACACACACACACACACACACACACACACACACACACACACACACACACACACACACACACACACACCUUCUGCCAAAUCUCUGAGUGAGGAGCCUGAAAUGUAUUCUUUAAAGAUGAUGCCUGCGGCUUGGUUAGUUUCAGUUGCUUAUUUUUAGGCUAUAGCAAAUGGAUUGGAAGCUUUCAUUUAGGAGGACCCUUGUUAAGUCUGUGCGUGUCUGAGUGCAUGUGUGUGUUCUUCACUGUUUACUUAUUUAUUGUCUUCUGGAGAGACCCAAGAGUUGACAAGGUGUGAGACCAAGUAAAUGUCAGCAAGUGCCAAGGUGUUUUCUGAGAAAGAAACACGUGCUUGUCAGGCUAGCACUGCAAAGGUUUUUAUCUGAGAUUAGCCCAUUAGCUUUUUGCUACUAAAUGUGUGCCCCUUUUUGGUUGGGUUUAGUUUAAGCUACUGUAAUAAUCAUUGGUAUUUUCAUAUAUAAAUAUCCAUUGCACUUGACUAAGUGUUGUACUGAUCUGUAUUGCUGUCUGUUUAUGAAGACAUGAGUGGGAUUGAAGACAGGAAGUAUGUAUGUAGCAACAGCAAUGAUGGGCACUGUGGCUUAACAUGCAGAAAACAAGAAUACCACAGACUCUUAACUGCAAUAGAAAAUCCAAACAAACUCUUUGACAAGUCAUUCAGGAACGUGCAAAGCAAAAACAACAACCUUUGUUUAGCUCCACAGAUUUUUUCCUAAAAUCAAAACAAACAAAACAUAUUAAACAGCAGCAGGCAACAAGAAGCAGUCACUCCUCGCUUUAGUAAUGAGAUGCUUUAUACCUGCAGUUUGAUUGAAAUUAGACAAGCAGAGCAGCAGUUAUAUUUUGGAUGUUCAAACAUUUGACCUUAAUACCUCUCCAGUUCAGCCAAUUAUAGUAUUGCUUAGACCAGAACAUUGUAUAAAAGUCAUCCUACAGUCUAAUUUUUUGGAAAAUCCGACCAGUGAUGUAAACCUCACAUUUUCUCAAGAUUUUGACUUUUAUUUAUAGAGGUUGUGUGUGGGGAGGUUGGAACUGACAUUUUAUGCCCACAAAAGUUGUGGUACAGGAAAUGUUUGAACUUAUGUUGUGCCUCAUCCUCAGUCCAUUUAGCAGCCACCUGUCUGUCUUAUGGAUGGGUGGACAGCUUGAGCAAAAUGUGCUUGUUAUUUAAUUGGGUUCCCUCAGCAGAAUGACAUGGAACAAAAAAAUGUGCAAGGAACAAUACCCUUCCGUCUUAACAGUAUAAACUGAACCUGCACCUUGUGCACAAACUGUAGAAUAGGGCUGCAGAUGCCACUGUAGAAUAGGGCUGCAGAUGCCAAAACAAUGUAAUGUCUGUUUGAUUAAAAAGAACCUUACAGUCACUAGUGGAACAUGUUUGUUCUAUAUCUGAGCAGUAACAUACUUUAUGCUCACAGCCCUCCAUGUGAAUAUGUUGUUGGCUAAAAGUGAAACAGAAAAGUGACAUCUCAAACAUGCACAACUCAAAGAUCUUAUAGAUUAUUGUGAGAUAACGUAGUUACGUCACUAUUACCGGUCUAUAAAAAACAGCCCUGCAGGGAAAAUCAAUCUAUCUACCAACCAACCGACCAACCCCCACCCUCCCAAAAUCCUCUCUGCUUGCCAUAAAUAAUAAAUCAGCACGUCACAAGGGCAGUUGGCUGUAUGGGUGGACCUGAUUCAUCAGACCUCACGCGACCCAGAUACCACUGUGCGCGAAUGGUGUAAAAGCCAAUGUGAUGAUGAAGAGCACAGUAGUUCAGUAGUUCAUAUGGGAUUUGUUUGUAUAUGGCAGUACUUAAAAGUUUAGUUAAAUAGUGAUUGAACUGGCUUUGCUAAAGGAACAGGAACAGGGUCUCUGUUAUACAAAGCAGUGCAACAACAAAACUCAACAAAAGAUGAGAUUUAAGAUCCACAAAGGUAGUUUAUAAUGCAUGCUUAUUGUAUUGGAUUAAUCUUGUCAUUGUGUCAAACUGUUGUAUGUUUCUUGUGAAUUAAUACUGUAUUAGGUAAUUAACAUUCAUGUGUAUUCUUCAUCGAUGCCUUUGUUUUCACUCGAUAAAGGCAUGUAGAUGUAUAAUAAAGUGAAACGUAUCCCAUUGCACCAUGAAGGUAGAGAGGAGGGGAAACUGAGGGUUGGACGCCUGAAACACAGUAGGGGGAAGGCAAGGAAGUGUUUAUGUGUGUGAGGGGUAAACAGGUAUUGUUGUCUUUCUGUGGUGGUUUGUGGGUUUGAUUAAACUGCAUCGCUGAGCAGAAGAGGUAAUCAUACACGUGAUGUUGAGGCAAACUGCCUCUUCCUGCAUAUUCUCAAUGCACUGAUAUCUGUACCAACUGUGUUGCUGUGGGUUACAGUGAAAACACACACAAGCUUGCACACAGUGGAUGUAAGAAGACCAUAGCUAUUUGUGUCAUUGUAGCACACUGUGGACCUGGAACCCUAAGUGGCACUUAUCCUUAGUCCCUCACUCCUCUAAAUAUCCAUCCUGUCCCCCUCCUCCAUUUCCCAUCACUCAUAUCGCUUCUGUUCUGCAUAGACAUCAUCAUAGCUGUUGAUCCAGUGGGAUGGAGUAAGGGGUGUUUGGGCAGUGUGUUAACAUGUUCACUGACAUGUAACACAUAAAAGUGUGGACAACUUCAUUCUACAUUCUCAAGCUAACAACUUGGGAAGAAAAAAUGUGAGUCUGUUUUCCAGGAAUUUAGUCUGCCCUCAUUGAUAAAAAUAGGGUGGUCAGUAUAAAACAAUACAAUUCAACAGCACCACAUACUAACUACUACUUAACGUGAUUAGACAUAGAAGAAGACUAUAAUGGAAAGAAAUUAUAAGAAGAUGCCGUCCACACUUUAUUGUUAAAGAUUUUAUAAUUUGCAGUGACAUUGUUUUUUUUCCGAAUGCAAAUCUGGCCCUUCACUCACCCGAGGUGAUUUGUGAGUACAAGAGAUCCAGACACCCACAGUCAAAGAAGAGUCGUCGUCUUCUUUUUUUUUUUUUUUAUUAAGGCCAGUUUUCCUUUCUACCUAUCCUUUUUCUCUCUCUGUACUAUUUUUCUCAGUUGCUGAGUUCGUCCCCUCCAGACUGAAUUGAGUUAACUCCUAGCAGGGUUAGAAUGCAGACUGCUUUUUAGAGACUUCAUCUAUGAACGUUUACCACCAACACAUUUAUCUUCAUCAAGCUUCAGCUCUGUAAAGCAACAAAUGUGUCCGUGAGACUCGUCACUUCACUCAGUGGGCAUUAUGUUGACCCUAAUCUAAACCCAUCAGCAACCCAUCCCUACCUUUCCCUCCCAUCUCCCCUCCCCACACCCUUUCCCACUUCCAUCAUGACCAGUCUGAAGCGUUCUCAGACAGAGCGCUCGGUCGGGGGCUCAGUGCCGGCUACUGAUGAGUUCUAUACCCGCCGCCUGCGACUGCCGAAUGGAGGGGCACCUCCCCCCCGCAGUGAGAGCGCCCACAUCUCCUCUUCCUCCACCACCGGCACCAACCCUGGCGUCCCCAAAAUGGGGGUUCGGGCUCGUGUGGCUGAUUGGCCCCCACGGAAAGAUGGGGGAGGAGGGGGUGUUUGGCAUAUCACAGUGGAAACGGACUCACCCAGCUCUACCAACACCACCAGCUCUUCUGGAUCAGGGAGUGGAGAUAGAGAAAGACUUGGAGGAGGGGGAGGAGGGGGAGGAGGAGGUGGUGGUGGUGGUGGUGGGGGUGGAGGUGGAGGAGGAGGAGGAGGAGGAGGAAGCGGUGGUAGUGGUGGUAGUGGAAGUGGUGGCAGUGGAGGAGGAGGGGUGUCAGCCGUCACAGCCCACAGCAAUCUGUCAGCCAAGCUGGGCCACCUGAUAAGCCCACAGGACUCAUCCAUGCUGCGCAACAUCCACAACACACUAAAGAGUAAGAUGCAGAGCAAGGGAAAGGACAAUCGCUUCCUGUCACCGGAUGGCUAUCUGGGAUCACCUCGCAAAGGCAUGAGGCGCAUCCGCCAGCGCAGUAACAGUGAUAUAACUAUCAGUGAGCUGGAUGGUGAUGGCAAUGAGGGCUGGUCCUUUUCCGGGUGGACACCCAUGCACCGGGAGUAUGGCAGCACUUCAUCCAUAGAUAAACAUGGCGUUUCAGGAGAGAGCUUCUUUGACAUGCUAAAGGGAUAUCAGUCCUCUGAGGCCCCUGAUCAGCGAAGUCCAGCUCCAGAGAGGCUAACGGAGCUACUUACUGUAGCCCCGAUAAAACAAGCUGCCCUGGACCUUCCAGACGGACCUUUAGGUCCAGCCAGAGGUAGUCCGGCCAGUCGACUGAAGGAACGAGAGAAGCACUUAAAGAGGAGGUCAAAGUCAGAGACAGGUGGAGAGUCAAUAUUUCGUAAGCUGCGCAGUGUGAAAGUAGAGGGUGACACAUCAAGGGCUGGCUCAGAUGUUGAAGAUGGGGGCAAAACUGAUGAGAGUGGCCCACCUCCCAAACCCUGGUUGUGCCAAAAAGGCUUUUCCCAUUUUGAUGUCCAGUCUCUACUCUUUGACCUCAAUGAGGUAGUUCACAGUCGGCAAUCUGGGUCCAAACGCAAGAACACCACUACGGGUGCCUCGGCUGCUGCUGCUGCCUCUGCUUCGGCCACGUCCUCUCUCUCUUCCAACCAGAGUGGAGUGUAUGGGUCACCCUGUGGCUCACAAGAGGAGCUGAGUAAGGAGGGAGCUGGAGGACACAGUACCAACCCUGCAUUGGACCCUGGUGAUGACAAAAGCAAUGACCUGGUGCUCAGUUGCCCUUGUUUCAGGAAUGAGAUUGGUGGAGAGGUUGAGAGGAACAUCUCCCCUGCUAAACAGCAGGGCAGCAUAGGGAGUGGGGGGAGCUCAAGCAAUUCUUCUGGUAGUACAGAGGAAGGACCUUUGGAUGCCACCCUAACUACUCAUUUUACCAAUGCUGGUGUGGCUGUGUUGGAGGCCUCCAAAGAUGGGCAAAGCCAACAUGCUGACAGGUCCAAACGAUACAUUGUGGAACAUGUUGACCUUGGCGCCUAUUACUACAGAAAGUACUUCUACCUCAGAGAACACUGGAACUAUCUGGGGGUAGAUGAGAACCUCGGCCCAGUGGCAGUGAGUCUGAGGAGGGAGAAGUUGGAUGAGCACAAGGAGCAUGGCCAGCAGUACAACUACAGGGUCAUCUUCAGAACGAGUGAGCUUAAUACCUUGAGGGGCUCCAUCCUGGAAGAUACAGUACCUUCCACAUCCAAGCACGGUCUAGCUCGAGGUCUGCCCCUCAAAGAGGUGCUGGAGCACCUUGUGCCUGAGCUCAAUGUCCACUGCUUGCGCCUGGCCCUCAACACACCGAAGGUCACAGAGCAGCUGAUGAAGCUGGAUGAGCAGGGGUUGAGUUUCCAGAGGAAAGUCGGGGUGAUGUACUGCAUGGCAGGCCAAAGCAGCGAGGAGGAGAUGUACAACAACGAAUCAGCUGGUCCUGCACUGGAGGAGUUCCUUCACCUGCUGGGGGAGAGGGUUAGACUUAAAGGCUUCACCAAGUACCGGGCCCAGCUGGACACCAAGACUGACUCGACGGGAACUCACUCCUUGUACACCACUUAUAAGGAUUACGAGAUCAUGUUCCAUGUGUCUACCAUGCUGCCCUACACACCCAACAAUAAGCAACAGUUACUGCGAAAGCGCCAUAUUGGGAACGAUAUCGUCACAAUCGUGUUCCAGGAACCCGGGGCGCUCCCUUUCACCCCAAAAAACAUUCGCUCACACUUCCAGCACGUCUUUGUGAUUGUGCGAGCUCAUAACCCAUGCUCCGAGAACAGCUCCUACAGUGUGGCAGUCACUCGUUCCAAAGAUGUGCCCUCCUUCGGCCCCCUUAUCCCAGAAGGCGUGACCUUUCCCAAGUCCUCUGUGUUCCGGGACUUCCUGCUGGCCAAGGUCAUCAAUGCAGAAAAUGCUGCCCACAAGUCACACAAGUUCCGUGCCAUGGCCACCCGAACGCGGCAGGAGUACCUGCGCGACCUGGCUGAGCGCCACACCACCAGCACACCCAUCGACCCCUCGGGAAAGUUCCCUUUUAUCUCACUGGCCCACAAGAAAAAAGAGAAAAGCCGGCCAUAUGUAGGGGCAGAGCUGCGCAGCCUGGGGGCAGUAACCUGGCCAGUCCAUGUUGAGGAUCACGGGACCGGAGGGGAACUGGAGGCCCUUCUGGCAAUUUCCAAUGACUUUCUCAUCCUGCUGGACCAGGAGGCCAAGGCUGUGGUGUUCAACUGUGCAACUAAGGACGUGAUUGGCUGGAUGCUGAGCAGCCCUGCGUCUUUGCGGAUUUUCUACGAGCGCGGAGAAAGUGUGUCUCUGAGGAGUAUCAGUAAUAACACUGAGGAUUUCAAGGAGGUGGUCAAACGUCUAGAGUUCCUGACUAAGGGCUGUGAGACAUCAGAGAUGACACUCCGUCGAAAUGGCCUGGGGCAGCUCGGCUUCCACGUGAACUAUGAAGGCAUCGUGGCUGAGGUGGAGCCAUAUGGUUACGCCUGGCAGGCCGGACUGCGGCAGGGAAGCCGAUUGGUAGAAAUCUGCAAAGUCGCUGUAGCGACGUUGACCCAUGAGCAGAUGAUUGACCUCCUGCGGACCUCAGUGACAGUGCGGGUUGUUAUCAUCCCACCGCAUGAUGAUGCCACUCCACGCAGAGGCUGUUCAGAGCUCUAUCGGAUGCCUGUGUCAGAUUAUAAGGGCAGCAGCAGCGAUAGCGGCUCGUUCGAAUACAAGUUCCCGUUCCGCAGCAACAACAACAAGUGGCAGAGGACGUCUAGCAGCCCUCAGCAGUCACUGACCGCCUCGCCACAGCCCCACACGCCCAACCGUGCCAUCAGCCUGGGUAGCUCAGUGGGGAAGACCCUGUCAGCUGAGAGGCUGGAGAGGGGCGCUGUCAUCCCACGGAGUGUCAGCAGUGAUGGUCGACCCCUGGACCCCAAGAGGAUGUCUCCCGGCAGUGAAAGCUAUAGCCUGGCCUCCUCCAUGGCGCUGGGUCGUUCCCCUCACAAUCGCAGCUCUCCCAGCAACCUGUCUUGUUCCAGUGACACCUCUGGAAGCUCUGCUCACUGGAGACAGAAGUCCAUGCCUGAGCAGUUUGUGGGCAACCGCCACUCUCCGAUGUCUACGGAGAGACGAGAGGCUGUUGGAGAGGGCGGGUCCAGUGGAAAGUCCACUCCCAACUGGUCAAGAAUGGAGGAAGGGGGUGGAGGUGAACGAGGCUCAACAGAGGCCCCAGUUUCAAAGUCAGGUCAAGGCUAUUCUGGAGCUCCCCGAAUCCAGAGGCAGGAGCAAGUCAUCCACCUGUCCCCGAAGAAGGGCAGCCAGUCGGACGGCCCUUACUCCGGGCACUCCAGCAGUAAUACUCUAUCCAGUACAGCUUCCAGUGGGGGCCACAGUGACAGUGAUAAAUGGUACGAAAUGGGAGCAGGUGGAGGCUCCAGUGGUGACCAGGGUGAAACAGAGCCCAACGGCCUGGGAGGAGGAGGCUACCUCCAGGGCGCAUCGGCUGACAGCGGCAUCGACACCAGCUCUUAUGGAGCCCCUCACCACACCCACCCCCAUUCUCAUCAUGGCAGCACCACCUCCCUGCUGGCUCCCAGUGGAGGCAGAGAGAGCAGAGAACGGUCAGUGUCUCCAUGGCAUAGCCCCACAGAGGGAGGCCGCAGGAUGCUGGAGCGGUCGCCUGCUGCCGCCGAGUCCCCAGGCCCUCCAGGAGAAAGGAGUCUGGAGGGGACGGGCCGAACCCCACCUACCCAUCUCCUAGUUAGAGACAGCAGCACCUACAGUCUGAGUGACACUGGAUCACACUCAAGCGCCAGGCACUCAGGCCACAGCUCCCCAAGAGAGGAGUCAUCCUCUUCGGCCACCUCCCCUUCAUCCCAGUCCUCGGCAUCCCCUGGGCCCAAGAGCUUCUACCCCCGCCAGGGAGCUCAGUCCAAGUACCUGAUUGGCUGGAGGAAGCCUGGUUCCACCAUCAAUUCUGUUGACUUUGGAGACACACGCAAGAAGUCUCCAGGAGAGGGUGGAGUGGAGGUAGUUCCAACCCCAGCAGCAAGGCCCUCUCUUCGGGAUAUGCACUCGCCCCAGCCUCAUGCCAAAUCCACUAUGGAGGAAGAUGUGAAGAGACACAGUGCCCCAGACAGCCCUCCGCCACCACGCAGACAUAAGGAGAAGCACGGCCAGAAAUCGCCACAAGGCCAGCCUCUCAGUCACCGUCGCUCACUCCAUCGUACCCUGUCAGACGAGAGUAUCUACCGUGGCCAGCGCCUUCCUUGCCUGAGUGACUCAGUGACAGAACCAGCACUCGGCGCUGAUGUUCUCUUUAGCUGCUCCACCCUCCCACGCUCACCCACCACCCGUGGUGUUCCCCUCCGACGUCCCUCCUAUAAGCUGGGAGUCAAACUCCACGGUGACCUUUCAGCAUCUGACACAUCAUUGGUGGAUUUGGUGGAGCGUCAUCGUGGACCCCUCCCUCAGGAGCUGAUGCCCCUCCCGUCUUCAGACAGGGACAGCCCCCUAGAGUGGACACACCUGGUCGAUGUGGCCAAUACCUUUGAGAGUAGUGAAAGAAACACACACUAUGUCCAGAGAAGUUAUGUGUUUGGAGAUUCAAACCACCGAAGCAGCGGUGCCUCCAGUCCUCAACAGCCUCACAUAGAGCUGCAGCCUGCUCCACUGUCACGGCCCUCAUCUAGUGAGGGUCACAUAGGGCUGGAGAGGAAGGUGACUAAGCUGGAGGCCAUGGUGAAGAUGCUCCAGGAGGACCUGAAGAAGGAGCGCGAAGAGAAGGUGAGACUUCAGGCUCAGAUCAAGAGGCUCUGGGAGGACAACCAGAGACUGCAGGAGGAGUCGCAGACCUCCGCUGCUAAGCUCAAGAAGUUCACAGAGUGGGUCUUCAACACCAUCGACAUGAACUGACCCCGACCGGCACAUUUUAACUCACGCACGCACAUACACAAAAGCAUACAUCAGCACACACAGUCUGGACAGAGAGGCAGAGGGGGGGAUCAACACUGACAGGAAAGGUGGAGACUUGUUGGACUCACUUAGCUUGAUGCUGAACCCUCCGACCAUCUUCCAUUGGCUUCAAACAUCAGCAGGUAAUAUCUCCACAGAUCCUCGGUUAAACUUCUCAGGAUGAGACUCAAGAAAAAUGGGUGUCAUUUAUCUGAUUAUGAAGGACUGCCCUCUACUCUCCAGUGGGACCAUAAAAGCGUUGCUGAAUUGAUCUUUCUUUCAUCUUGCUGUGCCAAAACCUUUUUCGCAAAAUUGCCAACAAAGAGGACGCUCUACCCCUCCCUUCUUUUUCUGAAGAAGCCAGAUUCGCCUCUUCCUGAUGUGAACUUAAAGAAUCCCCAGACCCCCACCCCUGCCCCGCUCUCUGUAGAUGUGUUUCUCUUUUUAGGGACAGCCUACAGUAGAUAUCUGGCCAUUUAUCUUUCCUCUUUGUUCCAUUUUUCAAUUACUUUUUGAAAUAUUUCCCUGCUUCUCUGAAAGUUGACUCAAGUCUUUUGUGCCAAAUAAAACCCACAACAGCAGAGGGUAGCAGAGACAUCCAUGUGACUUAAAGGAAGAAGUCUCUGAAAUGCCACGCAAAGUCAGACCGGUACGCAACAAAUCUGCCAGCCCACAAACAUAUAAUGAAUCUCAAGCCACAAGAAAACAGGAGAGGUUUUCAUUUCUUUCUGACCACUGACGGGUCAUCGUGGCUGUUUGUCUGUCAGCCACAGACAUGGAAGCAGGUCGAUCUGCCUCCUUAUCACGAGGGAAAUUUAGAUUUGUACAGUGUGGUUUUUUUUUGUUUUUUUCCCCCCCAUUUCUUCUCCUCUGUGUCACUCAGAUCUGGAUUACAGCAUCCUGUCUGUCUCUACAGCACAAACCAACACCUGACAGAGGAGUAUAUUUAUAAGCCAUCGGCAUGUGGUGCCAUAAAACAUGACUGAUAUCCAGAGUGCUUUGGUCCAUUCCAAUUGUAUGUGUCUUAAAAGCAAUAGGAAGAAGUCAGGACUCCUUUCUCUCUCAAAAAAGGGAGAGUUUGCUCUGGGAAGAAGUUCGAUGUGGGAAAAGAUGUUUUAAAGGUUACUCUUAGAAGACACCAGUCUCUGCUGCACAAGAUCCUCCAUCUUCUUCCAUUAAAGCAGUGAACAUCGUGCUUUGGGAAAAAAGGAAAGAGAGGACUUCACUCACUAUCCCACUGUCUGGAAUACAGAGAGGCAGCUGAUAAUAAAUGACAGAGACCUUUUCGGGAGGGAAAAGUAAAAGGGGUCGUUUUUUUUCCCAGGUUAAUUUAUUUCCUUGUAUUAUAAUUCCAAUAAAUAAGUUGUUCUAUUCGUACAGUACAACUGACAUCAGUGUUUAGUUCCUCAAGAAAAAGGUCACUAGCUAUAUUAUUUAAAUGGCUUUCUUUCUUAAUUCUGGCUCAAGCCUGACUAUAUGCUUUUUAUUCUGUAUUAUGUUGUAUUUUGUGGUGCCUAAGCCUGCUGUCGUGUUGCUUACAGUGCCCUCUAGUGAUGACCAGUGGAAAUGUCAUGAUUAUUAAAUGUGCUGCCAGUCACUCUGUAUUUUUCCAACGCCUCUUCAGCAAUCAGUCACACAUCGACCGUGAGGCCACACAAACACAGAACAGGAAGAAAAAUCGGAAGCCAGCUUUGAGAGACAAUCAAAGGUUGAUUUUUGAUAAAGGGAGCAGACUUUAGGUGUGUGUGUGUGUGUGUGUGUGUGUGUGUGUGUGUGUGUGUGUGUGUGUGUGUGUGUGUGUGUGUGUGUGUUAAAUCUAAAACAUGUAUAGCUUUCCUCAGGUUCAGUGCUUGUUGGGAACAUGAGGAUAUUUUUGUGGAAAGAAAUUCAACAAAAAAAUACUAAUAUGUUUAGAUUAAAAUACCCAUGAUGAGAGAGGGAACUACAGUACCUACUGUACCGGUGGCAGUGUGUGUUGUCAUUGUGUGAAUGUGCAUCAGUCUAUCCAGCCGUGCCUACAGUCACUUAUUUUGGUCAUUUACUCCCAGGCAGAGCAGGGAUGUGCCUUUGAAACAGCACCUGGGGAACAGAUGAAAGGGAAAGGCUCUUCUUCUUCAUCCUGAAAAAUAAACACAUACACACACACACACACACACUCCCCUUACACACUUUUUGAGUUUUAAUCAACUUCAUACUCACAGUUGUGGAGUCUGCCUCAUAAAUGUUUAUACGGGGGAAUCUGCUUUCAGCCUUUCUCUUGUUCAUAUGAAUAUGUUUACUGAACACAAUCAGGUUGGCUAGCCUCCAGACAAAGGGUGUGUGAAAUGUAUGGAAAUGUGUCAGGGUGUGUGCCUUUGCAUUUAGUUACAUGCAGUAUAUCUUUCAGUACAGCUGGCCCCAUGUAAUAAGAGUGUAUUGGAAGAAAAUGUUUCCCCAAAUCACAAAGCUAAUUACAACACAAGCAGGAGCCAUAAAGCUGUUUUCCACAGCCAUAUUGUCUGACAACAAUAAGAGAGGUGGGUUUAUUUCAGGUCUCUAACUUGAGCAUGUACAUUGAAGUGGUUGUUCACAAACGUGGGUGUAAGCCUUAAUUCCCUGUCCUUAGCUAUCAAAGACGCACUCCCGGUUUUUGAAUCCCUUAGAGUAAAUUUGCAUCUUAAAUUGAUGCAAUUAAAACCCUGCAGCGUACAACACAAAACGGCACCCAGCCUGAAUGUAAAGAGAAUAUAAACAAGCCUAAAUAAAUGUGAUGUUUACUAUAACUGACAUUCAGCUCUGCAGUUCUGCAGGGAGAUCAGUGGACUCUUAACAAAAAGAUGCAACAACUUUUGGUUCUGUUUUAAGAAUCUCUUCGGUCUAUAUAACAACACCAGUGAACAGUCAAUAGCUCAAGUGUUUUGCUUGCUGAGAUGAUUUGAUCGUUUUAACGGUAUAACAAGGUGGCCAGUUGUGAAAAGCAGUCUUAGUAGUCAUCCAAUAAUGUGAAAUCCUCAAAAUAUACACCAAGUAUGAGUCAUGUAGGCAGAAAUGUUCCCAAUCCAGGAAGUUUUGACUGUAAAUUGUAUGUCGAUGCUUAAAUGAUGACUAAUAGGUAAUGUUUACUGUACAUGGAAAGUGCUCUAGUUUUUUGUAUUUCAAAUGAAGUAUGGCCAAAUGACAAACUGUGCAGUGCAGAUGUUUUGCUCGCAUCUUUAAAAGUGUGCAUCAAGUUGGAUGUUAGAUACAGUUAGCAACCUUAUACAAAGACAUAAACAAACACACACACACACACACACACACACACACACACACACACACACACACAGUUACACACACACACACACACACCAGUCCAGUGUGAAUGUUGAGUUAUUUUACUGUGCAUAUAGUUUCUUUCUUUCCUCUGCUUCCGUUUUUUGGUGCUUUUCAGAAGGACAUGGGAAAAGUGAAUGUUCAGAUGUUCAGAUGUUCAAAUGUUCCAUUUUGUAAUAUCUUUUAUUUUUAAGAACCUUUGCACAGUGUUUUAUAAAAUAGGAUUGUGUUUACAGGUUUUUGGAUAACAAGGGUGAAUAGAUCCAUUCCUGUGCAAUCUCGUCUAGAUGUUGCUCCGUAGUUUUCCGGCCAGUGCAGUUCCCGAUAAACAGAGGAAGGUGCUUGACUUAAUUCACUUAAAAAUUCCAACCCUUCUUUUCCUCAAGCAUCGCUGAUCACACAAGAAGCAGGCUGGAUGUUGUUUUGUACUGUAGGGAUUGCCGGUUUUCAGUCAAGCACAACUUAUGAGGUUAGUGAUUGCAGCGGGGAAGGAAGGAAGGUUUCACAAAGCUCAGAGUCGCGGCUCACACGGCUGUGUUGGAAGAACAAACUGAACAGUGAAGUGAUUAGCUCUGACUGGAGAUUAAAAAAAGCACACAAUUUCAAAAGAACCAUACGUUUUACAGACUUAAAGAUACUGUUUACAUCCCGGAUCCAUUGUCUUUGUAAAAUGUAAAGGUAUGAAAAAGACAUUUGCAGUGAUCACAGUAUUAAAGUUUCUGAAAUAAAUAAAUGCCGUAUCAA